Molecule: messenger RNA, 291 nt
Organism: Hevea brasiliensis (rubber tree)
Lineage: Eukaryota; Viridiplantae; Streptophyta; Magnoliopsida; Malpighiales; Euphorbiaceae
Product: protein GLUTAMINE DUMPER 6-like
Exons: 1
Coding region: 1-291 (96 amino acids)
Biological process (GO): regulation of amino acid export
Source: RefSeq, a predicted model, not a curated record
AUGGAGGCGAAGAUGAGCCCUGCUGCAACCUCUACACCAAGCAUCCAUGUAUGGCAUUCUCCAAUACCUUUCCUUUUCGGUGGUUUAGCUGUCAUGUUAACUCUCAUUGCUGCUGCUUUAAUCGUUCUAGCUUGCUCCCAUAGAAAGAAUUCUUCAAGACCUGCAGCAAGUUCGCUGGACUUGCCAGUUGAGGCUCAGCCAAAGAUUGUUGUUAUAUUGGCUGGAGAUGACCAGCCAACUUGCAUAGCAACACCACUCGCUUCUUCAACAACUUCUUGUCAACAUGUCUGA